CAUUGUUUGACAAUAAUUCAAGAUCAAUUGAAAACAAAUGGCUCAUCUGAUCCAGCUCUUAGUCUUUUCCAUUGGGAGAUGGAGAUGUAAAUGAGUUGUCAAAUUCGGAAAUGGUGGAUUUCGAUGUGCAAACUUUCAUUGUAUUUUUAGUUUUCAUGUUGUCACUUGGCAUAUGUCAUGCUGAUAGGAAUCUGUAUUCUGGUUUGCAAUGUUCAGAAGCUGAUAAUUCAUCAGAAAGCUCAUUCGGAGUCAAUCUUGACAGCCUUCUCGAUUUACUGACCCAGAAAGGGCCUUUGAGUAAAGGAUUCUUUAAAACCACCGUAGGAAGGAGCUCAGGGAAGAUUUAUGGUCUUAUGCAAUGCAGAGGGGAUGUUUCUGCAGAAAAUUGUGCUAAUUGUACCAGAGAAUCUGUUGCAGUAGCCUUGCAUGAUUGCUCAAAGAGCAAAAAGGUUCAAGUUUGGUUCACAUGGUGCUUCCUUCGCUAUUCGAAUGAGCGUUUCUUCGGCGUUUGGGAUCAAUCUUCGGCAGCAAUAGUCAAUGAAACCGAUUUUGAUGAUGCAUCUGUCGUCUCAAAAGCUCUCACCUUCAUAAGUGAAGUAUCAAUAACAGCGCCGAAGCAGCCGUUGAUGUUUCAUGCAGCAGUGUUGGAUGCAGGACAAUUUGGGAAGAGGUAUGGCAUGGCUCAGUGCACCAGGGAUAUAAGUAGAACUGACUGCAGCCAUUGCUUGGAUACUCAGCUAAUGACAUUUAGAACCACGAUUGGAAAUAAGAGAGGAUGGGAGGUGUAUGGGUCCAGUUGUAGUAUGUGGUACCAUGAUUACCAGUUCUAUUCAAACUUUUCCAUCACUGCAAAUGAUGGUGCUAGGAGAUUGUCUUUGCAAGGAGUUGCAACUGGCAUAACAAUGGCAGUCCUAGUUUUUAUAUUAGUGCCAUAAUCAUUCAUUGGCUAUUCAAUCAUGUUGAGGUCAAAACCAUGGUCGGCAGCCAACAUGGUAAUUUCGACUGAUGCAGAAGGGCCCAUUAAAAUCAGAUAUGCAUAUUCUUCUGUAAUCUAUUUUCUUAGAAGAGACAAUUUCUUUUUAUAAUUGAUUUUUUUCCUGUUUGGCACUGGUUUUUAA
Gossypium raimondii (Peruvian cotton) is the source of this 1118-nucleotide messenger RNA. RefSeq names its product cysteine-rich repeat secretory protein 55. NCBI's taxonomy places the organism in Eukaryota, Viridiplantae, Streptophyta, Magnoliopsida, Malvales, Malvaceae. The coding region runs from base 111 to 935 and encodes 274 amino acids. The record is from RefSeq and is a predicted model, not a curated record. The transcript has 2 exons.